Stylonychia lemnae is the source of this 369-nucleotide messenger RNA. The record is from the annotation of a GenBank genome assembly. Lineage: Eukaryota; Ciliophora; Spirotrichea; Sporadotrichida; Oxytrichidae.
AUGGACGUUUACCACGAUGGCAGAUUAGUAUUCGGGUUCGAAGUGACCUAUGUAAACGAGUCAGAUUAGUCAAAGAUAUUCCAAGUUGGCCAUCAUAUAGGAAAUCACCUUACUGGUGAUGUUCAGUGCAGUACAUUCGACUUCAAUGAGGGCGAGUAUAUUAGUCAAUUCAACACAAUGGCUGGUGACUUGGUGGAUAAAGUCAAGUUCUUUACUAACUAGGGUAGAUAGUUUGAGGCUGGUGGAAAUGGUGGAGCUCUCAAUAUGGCUCAGAUGAGUGCUGUAAGUAAUCCAAGAGUUGUUGCUGUAGGAGGUGGACUAGGAGGGCACAUGCAUCACUUCAGAGUUUACUAUGUCUAAAAUCAAUGA